Meleagris gallopavo (turkey) is the source of this 5228-nucleotide messenger RNA. The record is from RefSeq and is a predicted model, not a curated record. NCBI's taxonomy places the organism in Eukaryota, Metazoa, Chordata, Aves, Galliformes, Phasianidae.
UAGCGUCUACAUCAGGCCAAAUAACCAAAUGUUCAAGGCAAAACAAACAUCUUUUCUGGUAAUGGUGUUCUCUCUCUGCUUUCACCCAGUGAUCCUGUCCUGCCUAACUCUGCCUGUUUUCUCUUGGUAGGUGGCUGUGGGGUUCCCACCAGGCUGACCUUUGCUGAGCUCAAUGAGGAGCACAGAAAUGAGAUUGAUUUCUCUGUUGGGAAGACUGUGGGAUACACUUGUCGGCCCGGAUUUGCUAAGCACCCAGGAAUGUCACCCACAAUUACAUGCCUGCAGAGCGGAGUGUGGUCAGAAGCACUCGAGUUCUGUAAAAGGAAACAAUGCAAUCACCCCGGGGAACCCGAGAAUGGCCGGAUUACAGCCCUGGCAGACCUCUUCUUUGGGUCAACAGUGGUCUACAGCUGUGAAGAAGGGCACAGGCUGAUCGGGAAGUCCAGCCGGCGAUGUGAGAUCUACGGGGGACGCGUUGCAUGGUCCGGUGACAUUCCCACCUGCCAGCGUAUUCCCUGUAAGGCCCCCCCCAGCAUUCCCCAUGGGAAGCACACGGGACGGCUGCUGGAUGAGUUCCACUACGGCACCUCGGUCACCUACAGCUGCGAGCCCGGCUACCCAAUGCACGGGAAUGCCUCCAUCUUCUGCACCACCCAAGAUGGGAAAAACGGGGUGUGGAGUGGGCCCCCCCCACUGUGUGGAGAAGCAGGAUGCUCUGCCCCGCAGAUCCAGAAUGGGAGGAUAGUGCCAGCUCCUCGGAGCACCUACGCACACAAGGACACCGUCACCUUUGAGUGCGAGCCAGGCUACGUCAUCCGUGGCCCCAGAGUGGUGCAGUGCCAGCAGAACAACACCUGGCAGCCCCCAGUGCCCACCUGCGAGCAGGCUGGCUGCAGGACACCUCCCAGGCUGGCGUUUGCUGAGCUGAAGGAGCCCUACAGGAACCAAACUGCCUUCCCUGUGGGUGGGACUGUGGAGUACAUGUGCCAGCCUGGCUACGCCCGGCACAUGGGGAUGUCACCAACCAUCACGUGCCUCAGGAAUCAGAGCUGGUCUGUGGCACUGGAGUUCUGCAAAAGGAAGCAAUGUGCAAACCCUGACGACCCACAGAAUGGCAGAGCCAUGGUCCUGACUGACCUCCUCCUUGGGUCCAAAGUGAAUUACACGUGUGACGAGGGAUACAAGCUUAUCGGGCGUUCGCAGAGGACAUGCGAGGUCUCUGGCACACGCGUUGCAUGGAGCGGAGAUGCUCCCACCUGCCAUCGUAUUGUCUGUGACCCACCCCCAGACAUCCCACAUGGGACGCACAGUGGGGGAUUGAUGGAUGCCUUCCCCUACGCGACUGUGGUCACUUACACAUGUGAGUCAGGCCGUGUUUUGGCUGGGACAGCCUCCAUCUUCUGCACCACCGUGGAUGGGGAGCGCGGUGCAUGGAGCGGGCCGCCGCCGCGCUGCGGAGAUGUGCAGUGUCCUCCCCCUCCAAACAUUGCCAAUGGGAAGCACAGCAGCCAGCCCUCGGACACGUUCCUGCCCGGUGUGGCUGUUCAGUACACCUGUAAGGAUGGCUAUUUGCUCACUGGCAAUGCAUCCAUCACCUGCACUGCUGCAGGAACCUGGAGCCAGCCCCGGCCACGCUGUGAAGCACUAGGUUGCAGAAGACCUGAGAUUGAGAAUGGAAGAGUGACUGGGCCAGAGUCCGUCUAUAUGACUGAGGCCAUCGCUGUCUUUGAAUGCAAUUUUGGUUACGCCUUAAAGGGCUCUCAGGAGUCUCAGUGCCAGUUUGGGGGCACAUGGGAUCCUCCUGUUCCCACCUGUGAAAAGAUGCUGCAGUGUCCUUCCCCUCCAAAUAUCACACACGGUCAGUACAGCAGUGAGGAUGUGAAAGUGUUUGUCCCCGGAACCUCUGUGAGGUACAAAUGUGACCUGGGGUACGUCCUCACGGAGAAAACAGCAGUGACUUGUUUGACAUCUGGAGUGUGGAGCAUCCCUUACCCGCGGUGCGAAGUGGUCACCUGCAUGAGCCCUAGCAUUAAGCAUGGAGAAGUGGCUGAAGGGCAGCAAGCUGUCUAUCAUCCUGGGACCAUCAUCACCAUCCGGUGCCACCCAGGCUACAUGCUGCGGGGCAGCCAGGAGCCCAAGUGCCAUUCCGAUGGCCGCUGGGUCCCCUCUAUCCCCAGCUGCGAGCCAGCGCUGCCUUGCCCUCCACCACCCACCAUUGCCCAUGGCACACAUGAUGCCGAGCUCGGGGCCAACUUCACCAGUGGAAUGUCUGUGAACUACAGCUGCCAGCCUGGCUUCUCCCUGCUUGGGGACCCCACUGUCCGGUGCCUGGAAGGGAGCUGGAGCCUCCCGUACCCACGCUGUGCAGUUGGAUGUGGGACACCAACAGUGUUACAGUUUGCUGAGUUAAACAAGGAGUAUAGGGAUUGGACUGAGUUUCCAGUUGGGACCACAGUGAAAUACACCUGCCAGCCAGGAUAUGCCAGACAUUCACAGAUACCACCCACUAUUACGUGCCUUGAAAAUCAGACAUGGUCUGAAGCUAAGAAGUUUUGCAGACGGAGAAGGUGUGAACAUCCAGGAGAACCAGAAAAUGGCAGAGUUAUUGUUACAACAGAUCUCCUCUUUGGAUCAACUGUGAAUUACACUUGUGAUGAGGGGUACAGGCUAGUUGGAGCUUCUCAGCGACACUGCAUGAUUUCAGGCUCCGGGACACGAGUGACAUGGACUGGGGUCAUUCCUGUCUGCCAGAGUAUUGUUUGUGACCCACCUCCCGACAUCCCGAAUGGAACACACAGUGGGCACUUGAUGGAUGCCUUUCCCUAUGCAGCUGUGGUCACAUACAUCUGUGAGCCCGGCCUUGUGCUGGCUGGGACAGCCUCCAUCUUCUGCACCACAGUGGAUGGAGAGCACGGGGCCUGGAGUGGACCAGCACCACACUGUGGAGGAGGGCAGCUGUGUCCUUCCCCACCAGUGAUUGACCAUGGCCAGCAUGAUGGCAUGGACGUGGACUUCAUCCCUGGAAUGUCCGUAAAUUACAGCUGUGACCCUGGCUAUUCUCUUACUGGAACAGCAGCUCUGUACUGUACUGACAAUGCAAGCUGGAGCAGCCCUCAGCCCCUCUGUGAAGUGUUACAAUGUCCUUCGCCUCCAAUUAUCGAUGGAGGCAAUCACGACAGCCAGGAUGUGGAAGUUUUCUUUCCUGGGAUGGCUGUGAACUACAGCUGUGAUCCUGGCUACAGCCUGCUGGGGGAAGCAUCCAUUUACUGCAACGAGUCUGGAAACUGGAGCCUGCCCGCUCCUCAGUGUGAAGCAGGUAGCUGCGGUGUUCCUCCAAGACUCAGCUAUGCUGAGCUGGCCAAGGAGCACCAGAACACGACAGCCUUUCCCUCUGGGAGCACGGUGCGCUACGCCUGCCGCCCAGGAUUCAUGAGACUCCCCACAGUGCUGCCAGUUCUGACGUGCCUCAAAAACCACACGUGGUCUGAUGUGCGAGAGUUCUGCAAAAGGAAAGAAUGUAAUUAUCCCGAAGCACCACAGAAUGGCAGAGUUGUUGUUCUGACAGAUCUCCUGUUCAGGUCCAUCGUGAACUACACAUGUGAAGAAGGGUACCGGCUGGUUGGACAGUCCCUGCGGCGCUGUGAGCUUUCUGGAGCAGAUAUUGCAUGGAGUGGUGAUCCUCCCACUUGUCAGAAGGUGGUGUGUCCAGUGCCACAGAUCCAGAAUGGGAGAGUAUCCAUUCCCAAACAGCGCUACAGAUACAAGGAUACUGUCAGCUUUCAGUGCCAUGAAGGAUUUGUGCUGAAAGGCCAUUCCACGGCCCAGUGCAAAGCUGACAAAACAUGGGAUCCUCCCGUGCCCGUCUGUGAGCAGGUGGUAAAGUGUCUACCUCCUCCAAACAUCAUCAGUGGGGAACACAGUAGUCUCUCAGAUACUUUUGGCGUCGGUACAGUCGUGCACUAUCACUGCAAACCUGGCUUCUUCCUCAUUGGCAAUAAGUCCAUCCGCUGCACACCGCAUGGGGUCUGGAGCCAUCCUCUACCUCGGUGUGAGGCUGGCUGCGUGAGCCCAGGGGUUGGGCGUGGAAAAGCUAUUGGAUCAGAAUCUCUCUACAUGCCUGGAGACAUUAUCACAAUUGAAUGCAACACUGAUAAUAUCUCAAAAGUCCUCCACAAGUCCCAGUGCCGAUCUGGGGGCACAUGGUUUCCUCCACUCCCUGCCUGUGACCGAGUGCUGCACUGUUCCAAGCCCCCAGCUAUCCUCCACGGGGGCCACAGUGGCCUGGGAAAAGCAGUUUUCACUCCUGGAACAUCUGUAAACUACAGCUGUGAGACUGGCUUCUCUCUCAUUGGGAUGGCAUCCAUUUACUGUACAGAGUCUGGAGCCUGGAGCCAUCCUUUUCCGGUCUGCCAAGUCGUGAAGUGUCCCCACCCUCCAGCUAUCACCAAUGGGAAGCUCCAAGGCAACACUUCAGACACUUUUUUCUAUGGAGCAUCUGUGUCCUACAGCUGUGAUUCUGGUUAUUCACUCACUGGGGAUGCUUUCAUCACCUGCACAGCAUCAGGAACCUGGAGCCAUCCUCCUCCUCGAUGCAAAGAGAUCAGUUGUGUAUUCCCAGAAGUUCAAGGUGUUAAGAAAACCACGGCUGGAAAAACGUACAGAAUUGGGACUAACAUCACUCUUGAAUGUGAUGACGGGUACACGUUGGAAGGCCUCAGUCAGAUUCAGUGCCAGGAGGACUUCAGCUGGGACCCUCCCGUGCCAGCCUGUAAACUCACUUCACCCAGGUCUGGCUCAGUAGGGCUAGGAAUUGCAGCUGCAGUCGUUCUGCUUCUCCUGGGUGUGACCAUUGGCUGGAAAAUUAUUUCUAAGCAGAAGGAAGGCUACUACCGUACAUAUGAAAACUACAAUCAUAAAACCUCUCCGGACUAGAUGACAGAACAGAAAUGUUCACAUCUUGCAUGGCAGGCUGAGCCCGGUGCUGCCCAUAACCGGCAUUCGAGGCACUCCUCCACACUGGGACUGAACCAAGAAAGCACUUCAACACAAAUCAACCUUCAUGCUCCUCCUGCUCCAUUAAUUAAAGCAGUGUAAGGGUCUAACGAAGCUCAAGCUGUACAGAAGCCCAUCAGAGGACAUCCCGCACUGCACCUGCUCCUAUCUCUGCAAACCCUGAGCUGAGGGAGAACCGCAGCGCUUCUGUAAUAAAACCUGAAGGCAGGAUGGCA